Fusarium vanettenii 77-13-4 is the source of this 2507-nucleotide messenger RNA. RefSeq lists its product as uncharacterized. NCBI's taxonomy places the organism in Eukaryota, Fungi, Ascomycota, Sordariomycetes, Hypocreales, Nectriaceae. The record is from RefSeq and is a predicted model, not a curated record. The transcript has 7 exons. Gene Ontology annotation, cellular component: nucleus. The coding region runs from base 1 to 1977 and encodes 658 amino acids. Gene Ontology annotation, biological process: regulation of DNA-templated transcription; DNA-templated transcription. Gene Ontology annotation, molecular function: DNA binding; DNA-binding transcription factor activity, RNA polymerase II-specific; zinc ion binding.
AUGGGAGACGAAACCCAAAAGGAGAGCAGUUACCGGUCGGCGUGCACGGAGUGUGCACGCCGUAAGCAAAAAUGCAACCGCGAAUGGCCUUGCAACCAUUGCCAGAAGCGCAAGGUUGCCGAUAAAUGUCGCUUCAAGGACGCCAAUCACCCUGCUUGCGAAAAGGCCGCCUCGGAGAACCUGAGGAAGCGUCGACUGAAUAACGAAGGCAGCACCGAGUCAGAGGAUUUUGACAGUGAGGAUCUAGAUGGUGAUGGUAUCGAUGCUUUGGGAUAUAUGCCUGGCCAUGUGCUCUUUGGCCUCACGUCUCAGGCCGAGAUCAUCAAGGCAUCAGCCCGAGAGUUCUUCAAGGACCCAAAGAUCUUUCCGCAGCUGGAGCGGGCUCUGCAGGUUAUUCCCCCAAGGCCGUACACCGACAUCCUUGUUCAGAACUUCUUCAACAAUGCCAAUUUCCACUACUAUCUUAUCUACCCGCCUUCCUUUUUGGAGCAAUACCAGUUGUGGUGGGCUGCCCGCGGUGAUAACCGCCCCCUGAGCGUCCAGUGGACCUCCCUCCUCCUCACGGUUUGCGCAUGCUCGGCGCAGUACACCGAUAUCAACUUGCAGAGGAAACUCGAAGUUGACCUGGGUGACACUAUCCAGAGGCUGACGGAGCAGUAUCAUGAAGCUGCCCGUGAGCUGGGAAGCGCCGUCCCCAUUGGCUACAGCCACCUUAGCAGCGUCCAGCAGCUCCUCCAGUCGUGCUGCUGGUACAAGUCGGAAGCUCGCUUUAUCGAGUGCUGGCAUGUCCUAAACUCGGCUAUCCGAGAAGCUCAGGAGCUCUGUAUGCCGAUCCAGUACCAGAAUUCGAGCUGGAGAUGCGACGGAGACUCUGGUGCGUCAUGGACACAUUCGAUUGGUAGGCAAAUCUCGGGUCUUCUAGGCAGGCCUAAGCUCAUCGACCGAGCUGACUGCGACGUUGGUCUUCCAGACCUCGGUCUGGAGGGGACGCCGCUAUCACCCCUGACAUACAUGAAGCUGCAGUCGAACCUGAUUCGGCAACUGUUUGGUCGAUUUGGCCUCACCAAGAAUGUUGUUUCUACAGAAGAUGUCCAGGAAUACCAGCGAAUGAUUGAGGCAUGGAUUGAAGACUUCCCUGCUCCUUUCCAGGCUCACAACCCGGACAAGUCCUUGGAUGCAUCGUACCCAUGGAUUGUCUUGCAUCGCCACUACCUCCGGACAAUGGCAUUUUCUAUGCUGCUCGACCCAAUUCGCGUCUUCCUCGCCCGGCCGUUCACCAUUCGCUCAUCUGAGGCUGAGCUUCAGAUCCGUAGCGGUGGUAUCAACUACUGCCUAGAGCUUAUGGUGUCCCUACGUGGAUUUUUUGAUUACGUGUACCCCCGCGACGCCAAAUUCCACUUUGUCUUGUUCUGCAUCUUUGAUACGGCGACUGUUCUCUGCUCGGCAGUUCUCCACGAUCAGUAUCACACCAUUCCACGUCGGGAGGAUGUCUUCAAGGCCAUCGACGAGGCGCAUGACAUGCUGCAGCGUCUGCGCACCGUGACCAAGUCGGCCAAGACGUCGUUUGGUAUACUGAACCGUAUCGUUCAGCGCCUACCUCGAACAGUCGUUACACCAAAGGUGGCGACGGGUAGCCCUUCGAGCAAAAAGACACGUCUCGGCGAGGCUGCGGCGUCGCCCCAGACGGUUUCUCACGAGAGCGUUUCCGCCUCUUUCACGCCCCAACCCACGACGACCAUGGCUACAUCCAUGACAUCGAUAGCGACUCUUUCGGAUGCCGCUGCUGGUGUGGAUGUUGCACCCACCCCCUUUAUCGAAUGGCAGCCACAAGUACCCAUGCAAGACCCAGCCAACUUUCCCAACAGUCAACUGCCUCCCUCGGAUGCGGUUUUUGCCAGCAUCUCGGACGAGGAGCUUGGAGAGUUGGCAAGCCUCUGGAACUACCAAUCCCUUGAUUUUAGUUUCAUUAACCCAUAAGUCUUCCUUAAAGGCGGGUGAGGGCUAUGGAGAUCAUGGGUCCAUGGUCGAAAAACUUCACAGGACGCAACAAGUUGUGUUUUUUCUACUCUUCAUGUUUUUCCCUGGGAAAAACAGGCGCUGGGUGUUGACGACCCUCAGCCACUCAGACACAACAUUGCCUAUUCCUUGAUCAUGAUGGCAUCGCUGGUGAAGGCGGAUGGUUACACGCGUACGAGCUUCCCUGCUUUGGGUUGUGCUAGACGUGUCGGCCUUGGAAGGCAUGAUGCCGGAUUCAUGGUCAAAGCAAGCAUACCCAAGGCUGAGUGGUGGAGGGGAGUCAACCAGCUGGCACGGGUUGAUUACUGAAUGAUUAUGAGCAACGCACAAUGAACGGCAACGAGUCAUGAGUCUAUUAGGGCGGAGUCUAUUAGGACAGCGGGCGUUGGCAUUGGGGAGAAAAGGUCGUGUAUGCUAUUAUGGGGAAACUUCCUCGAGGAAUCGAAAAUGUGAUAUUUGUCCCGUUGGGAUCUGGCGUUGGGCAUCUAUGG